Messenger RNA from [Torrubiella] hemipterigena, 2083 nucleotides. Lineage: Eukaryota; Fungi; Ascomycota; Sordariomycetes; Hypocreales; Clavicipitaceae. The record is from the annotation of a GenBank genome assembly.
CCACAACCUCCCUCACAGACUCUGUCCCGACACUGUCCUCCCGAAAAUCUCCAUUGCUUUCUCUGCAAAGGCAGGCACCUCAUCUUCAAUCUCCCCUCUCCGCAAUUGCGUCUCGCUGCAAUUGCUCCUUUCCAUAAAAUACCCUCAAUUACAUCCGCAACAAUGUUCCGGAACGCCCUCCGCCAGUCCACGCGCGCUGUCGGCGCCGUGUCUGCUGCUGGCCGUGUCUCUGUGACCCGAAAUGCCGCACCCGCCGCCAUCAACGCCGCCCGCGCCUACGCCUCCGAUGCUAAGGCCUCUCCCACCGAGGUUUCUUCUAUCCUCGAGCAGAGAAUCCGUGGUGUCCAAGAGGAGUCUGGUCUCGCCGAGACUGGCCGCGUUCUCUCCGUCGGUGACGGUAUCGCCCGUGUUCACGGUAUGGCCAAUGUCCAGGCUGAAGAGCUCGUUGAGUUCGCCUCCGGUGUCAAGGGCAUGUGCAUGAACUUGGAAGCCGGCCAGGUCGGUGUUGUGUUGUUCGGUUCCGAUCGUCUCGUCAAGGAGGGUGAGACCGUCAAGCGUACUGGCCAGAUUGUCGACAUUCCCGUCGGUGAUGCUAUGCUUGGUCGUGUCGUUGAUGCCCUCGGUAACCCCAUUGAUGGUAAGGGCCCCAUCAAGUCCACCGAGAGACGCCGUGCCCAGCUCAAGGCUCCUGGUAUCUUGCCUCGCAAGUCCGUCAACGAGCCUGUCCAGACUGGUCUUAAGUCUAUUGACGCCAUGGUUCCCAUCGGUCGUGGUCAGCGUGAGUUGAUCAUCGGUGACCGUCAGACCGGUAAGACUGCCGUUGGUCUUGACACCAUCCUUAACCAGAAGCGCUGGAACAACACCAACGACGAGAAGAAGAAGCUCUACUGUGUCUACGUCGCCGUCGGCCAGAAGCGUUCUACUGUCGCCCAGUUCGUCAAGACUCUUGAGGAGAACGAUGCCAUGAAGUACUCUAUCGUUGUCGCUGCCACCGCCUCCGAGGCCGCCCCUCUCCAGUACCUUGCCCCUUUCACUGGUGCUACUUUGGGUGAGCACUUCCGUGAUUCCGGACGUCAUUCGCUCGUCAUUUACGACGAUCUUUCGAAGCAGGCUGUUGCUUACCGUCAGAUGUCUCUUCUCCUCCGUCGUCCCCCUGGUCGUGAGGCUUACCCCGGUGACGUUUUCUACCUCCACUCUCGUCUUCUCGAGCGUGCUGCCAAGCUCAACGAGAACCACGGUGGUGGUUCCAUGACCUCGCUCCCCGUCAUUGAGACUCAGGGUGGUGAUGUGUCUGCCUACAUUCCCACCAACGUCAUUUCCAUUACCGAUGGUCAGAUCUUCUUGGAGUCCGAGCUCUUCUACAAGGGUAUCCGUCCCGCCAUUAACGUCGGUCUUUCCGUCUCUCGUGUCGGUUCCGCUGCCCAGCUCAAGGCCAUGAAGCAGGUUGCUGGUUCCCUGAAGCUUUUCUUGGCCCAGUACCGUGAAGUUGCUGCCUUUGCCCAGUUCGGUUCCGAUCUUGAUGCCGCCACCAAGCAGACUCUCAGCCGUGGUGAGCGUCUUACCGAGCUCCUGAAGCAGAAGCAGUACUCCCCCAUGGCCGUCAACGAGAUGGUUCCCCUCAUCUUCGCUGGUGUCAACGGUUACCUCGACGCUAUCCCCGUCAGCCGCAUCCUUGAGUGGGAGGCCGAUUACCUUGCUUACCUCAAGACCAACGAGACUGAGCUCAUUGCCACCAUUGACAAGGAGGGUGCUCUCAGCAAGGAGACCGAGGCCAAGCUCCGCGACGUCACCAAGAACUUCAUCAAGAGCUUCCUUGGUUAAAAUGUAUCGCAAAAAUCCUGUGGAGUCGUUACUUAAAGCGUGUUGUCAGCUGUGAAGAGAGAAGUUUUUCGGGGAUGCUGCCGCUGUCCGGAUGGACUUCUCUGGUCUUUAUUUUUUGUCCAUCAACAUGACAGAUGCAGCAUCAUCAGCAACGCAUUGUGAAUAGGAGAUUUGUCGGUCGUACUACUACCACUACUACUUCUACUACUUGUAAAAUAGAGCUUAUAACUCAAAGAUAAUUCUCUAUGUCCUUUGUUAUUCU